CCCAGCAUUGUGAGAGGCGUGGCCUGGAGGACAGGUUACCCUGGUAACCGUGGUGUUGGCGGCCCAGACCUGAUCAGGGCAGAGGACAAGAAAGCUGUGUGUGAAGAGGAGAAACGACAACAGCUUCCACUCCAGCCCCCAGCCCCCUGGGGGCUGAUGGGUGGCCAUGGAGCUGUACCUCAAGAACUGCUAUAAGACUGCUGAAGCCGCCGCCAAAAAGGCGGCCGCCGGCAACGUAAAUGCAGACAAGAAACAGUGCGGCACCGGCACCGGCCCCGGCCCCGGCACCAGCACAACCAAAAACCCCAUUCCAGAGGUCGGAGCGUCUCACCUAUUGGAUCUGCCUCUUGGGGUCAAACUGCCGGUUAUCCCAGGAAGCGAGAGUGUAUUCUAUACUACAAAUAUAAGUGAAAAGCUUUAUCAACCUUCUUAUGGUUUUAAUUUGACUGAUCCUUACUGCCGACUUUUGGAAACCACCUAUAAAAGUCUACAUGAUCCACAUUUAAAAGCAUAUUACAAGCGCAAAGACAUCCUAAGGAGAUUGAAGAAAGCUGGCUCCAUCACCACCAAUAAUAAAGUUGUAUGUUCCUUGAAGGAACUGAAUAAAUACAGGGAUUAUCUGACCAGUUUAAAAUUAGACUUUGAAAGAAACUAUAUAAAAGAACAAAGAGAAAAAUUUUCACUUGUCUGGAACGGAGACACACUAGACUUCAAUGCAGGCUAA
Molecule: messenger RNA, 724 nt
Organism: Lemur catta (Ring-tailed lemur)
Lineage: Eukaryota; Metazoa; Chordata; Mammalia; Primates; Lemuridae
Product: fibrous sheath-interacting protein 2-like
Exons: 5
Coding region: 167-724 (185 amino acids)
Source: RefSeq, a predicted model, not a curated record